CGUGACAUCACCGCCGCACUCGUCACUUCCGCAAACAGGAUGGCGGAGCGCAGGGCCGGGUUUCUGUUCUGAUCAAUGGACAAGGGGACUAUCCGGUUAGAAAUGGCUGAUUUAACCAAGACAGAAGAACAGGAAGUAGAGAAGAGUGUAGAUGAAGAAGUGGAGAAAACGCCUGGUACUUUAGAGGCAGAUUCAGGUAUUGUUUGUGGAAGCCAUAGUUCAACUUCAGGUACAGUGCACUCCACUGAAAAUGAAAAAGAAGUUGAUAGUGGUAAUCAGGAUGGCAGUGCAAAACGGAAGCCUUUAGAUACUGAAGAUGAACCUCCUAAGAAAAGACAUGAGGUAGGCCAUGGGCAAGCUGUAGCUGCACAUUAUAAUGAACUUCAAGAAGUUGGAUUGGAAAAACGUAGCCAGUCUCGCAUAUUCUACCUCCGAAACUUUAAUAAUUGGACAAAGAGUGUCCUCAUUGGGGAAUUUAUAGACCGGGUCCGACGGAAAAAGAGUGAUAUAACAGUUUUGGAUCUAGGAUGUGGCAAAGGUGGAGACUUACUGAAAUGGAAGAAAGGAAGAAUUAAAAAACUUGUCUGCACUGAUAUUGCUGACAUUUCUGUGCAACAAUGCAAGCAGCGAUAUGAAGACAUGAAGGCCCGAUGUCGUUAUAAUGAACAUAUUUUUGAUGCAGAAUUUAUACAAGCAGAUAGUACCAAGGAUCACUUGUCUACCAAAUACAGUGAUCCAGAUAUGCGCUUUGACAUUUGCAGCUGUCAAUUUGUUUAUCAUUACUCAUUCGAGACAUAUGAGCAGGCUGACAUGAUGCUUAAAAAUGCUUGUGGGAACCUUUCUCCUGGAGGGUAUUUCAUUGGUACAACUCCAAAUAGCUUUGAACUUGUGAAGCGACUUGAAGCUUCAGAAACAAAUUCGUUUGGGAAUGAGGUAUACAAUGUGAAAUUUGAGAAGAAGGGAGACUAUCCCUUGUUUGGCUGCAAGUAUGAUUUCCACUUGGAAGAAGUGGUUGAUGUUCCUGAGUUCUUGGUUUACUUUCCAUUACUGGAAGAAAUGGCGAAGAAGCACGGUAUGAAAUUAGUCUACAAAAUGACAUUUCGGGAAUUCUAUGAAGAAAAAAUCAAGAACGAGGAACAUAAAAUGCUGUUAAGGAGAAUGCAGGCCUUGGAGCCAUAUUCUACAUCUGGUGAUUCCAGGCUUGUUUCUGAUAACCCUGAUGAUUAUGAGCAUGCGAAAGAGUUUAUGGAAGAUAGCAAGGCCAAAUUACCAAUAGGAACCUUGAGUAAAUCUGAAUGGGAAGCAACAAGUAUUUACUUGGUAUUUGCAUUUGAGAAGCAACUGUGAAACUGUAUGUACUGGAUGCAACAAGAAGAAAGAGAUCAUAUCCAUGUGCAAGAUGGAAUGGUCAGAAAUCCAUUGUGGCAACUAUUUUUUUAAUUUUUUUUUUUUAAUUAUCAGAUGUGUGCAGGACACUACCAAAAACUAGAGCAAGCUCAUGUUUCCGAGUUACAUUGCCUGUCUGUGACAGAUGGACUUGUGUGUGUAUAUAUAAGAAAGAUUCUGAACCAGUCUUUUUAAGUAUUUGUAAGCAAUCUGCAUGCUCUCAAAACUUACGGUUGAACUUUACACAAAUUUAUGUUAGAAACAAAUGUUUUGUUAGUAGAAAUAUGUUUGUGAUUAUGAGCCUGACGCUGCACUUUCUGAAGUUGAUGGCAAAAUGACUGUUGACUUUGGUAGUGCAGAAUGAGGGCCUAAAUAUUGUACUGCAGAGCUCAGUAAAUUCCUAAUGAGGUAUAUUCAGACACAAAGGGUAUGUCUGCAUUGCAUGCAGAGCUCAGUGGCAAAAAAUAGCUGAGUCAGUUUGAGUAUUAAUACCUCUGUGCUGUGCUCAAGCCUGCAGUGUAAAUCUACCUUAGUGGUACCCAGGCUGUAGUUUACAUAGUAAAGUCCCAUGAAGUUCUUUCAAGAUUAAAUGAAUUGGUUCUGUACAAAAGUGCUCUGAAAGAAUGGAAUUUGUAAAGUUUUAAAUCUUUAUGUCAUUUUUCCAAAUAUGUCUGUGCGGUGAUCAAUAACUUCUAAACUUAAGAAUACUGAACAUUUUCUAUUGUAUUAAAAACUCUCAUGAGGUUUUGGUAGUUUUAAUGUCUCCUAAAACUUAUUAGACCGAUCUUAGUAUAUGUUUUGAAAUUGUUUCGUAAAAUUCCAAAUGGGCUCGGCGGAAGGAUAAUAAUGAGGACCUCAUUGCAGUCCUUAAGGCAUUAGGAACAUUAGGUCACGUACUGAAUUGUGAACUCACAUGAGUAUUGAUUAUACUAGAAGCUCACUCUGGGAGUGAGGAGUGUGUAUGUGUGUACACACCUUGAUAUAUGUGGAUAACAACACCUAAAUUGGAGCCAAAUACUUUGUUUGGGAAUGUAAUCUAGUGAUAUCAAUAGGCAGAAAUGUGCCUAACUAUCAUCUCAACUGCCUGUCGAUAUCUUAGAGCUGGCGUAGGGAUUUCUGACAUGGUAUGCAUUCUGCUUUCCAUGUACUUACAGCCACCCACUAUUGAUUGGGGAUGGAUACUUCAUGUUGUUUCUCUCUCUUCUUGGGCUAACAGUAGCUGUUUGCUGCUGUUGGCUACUAUAAUUUACAUAGAGAUGAAAUUAUGCAAUGUUGAUGGUAUACGAGCAUUUUGAAGUUAUAAUAAACCUAGGAAAGAAGACUUCCGUUACCGAGUUAAGCGUUCAAGUUAUUUGAGAUUUCCAUUGUGUUGCCUUGCCCUUCUAACUAGGUCAUGUUCUUUCCUCCAUGACUCCUGAUUUAGUUUGUUUAUUGUAUAGAACACCACCUAUAACCUUCACCAAAGCAGUAGAAUCAGUCAGUUCUGCUGCUGAAAUUAAGAAAACAAGACUCUUUCUUGUCUGCUAGAAUUAGUACUCAUGAAACUAGCUGCAAAAUGCUGACACAUUAGAAGCGCUCAAAUGUUUCUUAGAAAUUCGUGUGCGUCAAAGCUAGUUUUGUUAGAUUUCUUGUAUCAAAUUUAAUUUGAAAGUACAUUGUUAUGCUAUUUUUGGAAGAAAUUAGAACAAUAAAAGGAGGGGAAAUAGA
Molecule: messenger RNA, 3093 nt
Organism: Cuculus canorus (common cuckoo)
Lineage: Eukaryota; Metazoa; Chordata; Aves; Cuculiformes; Cuculidae
Gene: RNMT
Product: RNA guanine-7 methyltransferase
Exons: 11
Coding region: 76-1347 (423 amino acids)
Biological process (GO): 7-methylguanosine mRNA capping
Cellular component (GO): nucleus
Molecular function (GO): mRNA 5'-cap (guanine-N7-)-methyltransferase activity
Source: RefSeq, a predicted model, not a curated record